Lactuca virosa is the source of this 1971-nucleotide messenger RNA. NCBI's taxonomy places the organism in Eukaryota, Viridiplantae, Streptophyta, Magnoliopsida, Asterales, Asteraceae. The record is from the annotation of a GenBank genome assembly.
AUGGAUUUUUUCGAUAAAUUCAAGAUCUGGGGUUUGUUGAUCUGUUUGAUAUCUCAAUUCGCCCAUGGAUUUUACCUCCCUGGUAGUUACCCUCACAAAUACGUCAUAGGCGAUCCAUUAUCCGUAAAAGUCAACUCUUUGACUUCAAUCGAUACAGAAAUCCCUUACAGUUACUACAGCUUACCCUUCUGCAAACCCCCAGAAGGCGUAAAAGACAGUGCUGAAAACCUCGGUGAACUUCUAAUGGGUGAUCGGAUUGAAAACUCACCAUAUAAGUUCAAAAUGUACACAAACGAAACCCAAAUCUUUCUUUGCCAAACGAAACCAUUAUCCAGUGAAGAAUACAAGCUCUUAACAAACCGGAUCGAUGAGAUUUACCAAGUCAAUCUAAUCCUUGAUAACCUACCAGCCAUUCGUUACACCAAAAGAGACACUUACUACCUAAGAUGGACAGGGUACCCAAUUGGAAUCAAAGUUCAAGACGCAUAUUACGUGUUUAAUCACUUAAAGUUCACAGUUUUGGUUCAUAAAUACGAAGAAACAAAUGUUGCGAGUGUCAUGGGAACCGGGGAUGCCGCUGAAGCGAUUCCGGUCGGGAAACCGGAAUCCGACAUUCCAGGGUACAUGGUUGUCGGAUUCGAAGUAACUCCUUGUAGUGUCAAACACAACCCCGAAUCCCUAAAGAACUUAAAAACUUACAAUAACUACCCCUCCACAAUUUCUUGUGAAGAAAACACAGUCAACAUGGCUAUAAAGGAAAACGAGCCGAUAGCAUUUACAUACGAUGUCACAUUCGUGGAAAGUGACAUCAAAUGGCCAUCAAGAUGGGACGCGUAUUUGAAAAUGGAAGGAGCAAAAGUCCAUUGGUUUUCAAUCUUGAAUUCCCUCAUGGUGAUUACGUUUCUAGCCGGAAUUGUUUUGGUAAUCUUUUUGAGAACCGUUCGACGCGAUUUAACGCAUUAUGAAGAACUCGAUAAAGAAGCGCAAGCGCAGAUGAACGAGGAAUUAUCCGGAUGGAAGCUCGUCGUAGCUGACGUGUUUCGCGCCCCGGACAAUCCCGCGCUCCUCUGCGUAAUGGUCGGAGACGGUGUUCAAAUCCUUGGAAUGGCGGUCGUCACCAUCAUGUUUGCCGCUUUGGGAUUCAUGUCCCCGGCGAGCCGCGGUACUUUAGUCACCGGAAUGUUGAUUUUCUACAUGAUACUUGGGAUUCUCGCCGGAUACGUCGCGGUCCGUAUGUGGCGGACGAUUUUCUCCGGCGAUCACAAAGGAUGGGUAUCCGUGUCAUGGAAAGUCGCGUGUUUUUUCCCCGGAAUCGCGUUUUCCAUUCUUUUCGUGCUAAAUUUCCUUCUAUGGGGUUCACAUUCCACCGGCGCGAUUCCAUUCUCGUUGUUCGUAAUCCUAAUCCUUUUAUGGUUUUGCAUUUCCGUUCCUUUAACUUUCGUUGGCGGUUACUUCGGCGCAAAAGCGAAUCACAUUGAGUACCCUGUCCGUACAAACCAAAUCCCGCGUGAAAUUCCAUCCCAAAAAUACCCUUCGUGGCUACUUGUCCUUGGUGCGGGAACUCUACCCUUUGGUACCCUUUUCAUUGAACUUUUUUUCAUCAUGUCGAGUAUUUGGAUGGGGCGCGUGUACUACGUGUUUGGGUUUUUGUUUGUGGUGUUGAUUCUUUUAGUGGUGGUGUGUGCGGAGGUGUCGUUGGUGUUGACAUACAUGCAUCUUUGUGUUGAGGAUUGGAAGUGGUGGUGGAAGUCUUUCUUUGCUUCGGGUUCGGUGGCGUUAUAUAUCUUCUUGUAUUCGAUUAACUAUUUGAUUUUUGAUUUGAAGAGUUUGAGUGGGCCCGUAUCGGCUACACUUUACUUGGGGUACUCGUUGUUGAUGGUUCUAGCCGUGAUGUUAGCCACUGGAACCGUUGGGUUCCUUUCGUCCUUUUGGUUCGUGCAUUACUUGUUCUCAUCGGUGAAGCUUGAUUAA